Messenger RNA from Puma concolor (puma), 4131 nucleotides. The record is from RefSeq and is a predicted model, not a curated record. NCBI's taxonomy places the organism in Eukaryota, Metazoa, Chordata, Mammalia, Carnivora, Felidae.
AUGUAUAGAGCAGGGGACGCGGUGCAGCGUCCGCUUCACGGGCCGGCGCCCCCUCGCCUGAGGAGUGUGGAGGUGGCCAGAGGACGGGCAGGGUACGGCUUCACGCUCUCUGGCCAGGCGCCGUGCGUGCUCAGCUGUGUCCUGAGAGGGAGCCCCGCGGACUUUGUGGGCCUCCGGGCCGGAGACCAGAUAUUUGCCGUCAACGAAAUCAACGUGAAGAAAGCAUCCCAUGAGGACGUGGUGAAAUUAAUCGGGAAAUGUUCUGGUGUCCUGCACAUGGUGAUUGGCGAGGGCCUCGGCCACGUGGAGUCCUGUUCCAGCGAUGAAGAGGUUGGAUUUUACGAAGGAAAAGGCUGGCUCAAGCCCAAACUCGAUUCGAAAGCUUUAGGUAUAAACAGAGCCGAGAGAGUCGUCGAAGAAAUGCAGUCUGGUGGGAUUUUCAAUAUGAUCUUUGAAAAUCCUAGUCUCCGUGCAAGCAGUUCCGAGCCCUUGAAAUUGAAACAAAGAUCCCUUUCGGAGUCAGCUGCCGCGCGAUUCGACCUUGGACGUGAAAGCGUAAAUCACCCGAAUCCCAACCUGCUUUCUAAGGAGGAAAUAUCAAAAGUUAUGAACGACGAUUCCGUUUUCAGUAUCGGCCCCGAGAAUCACGAAGAUUUUGCGUUAGAUGCGAGUAUUUUAAACGUGGCCAUGGUCGUGGGCUACUUGGGGUCCAUCGAACUUCCUUCCACGAGCUGCAACCUGGAGUCCGACAGCUUACAGGCCAUCCGUGGCUGCCUGCGGCGCCUGCGGGCGGAGCAGAAGAUCCACUCCCUGGUGACCAUGAGGGUCCUGCACGACCGCGUGCGGCUCUGCACCGACCAGGCUGCCGUCCUGGCCGAGUACCCGGCCGAGAAGCUGGCCUUCAGCGCCGUGUGCCCCGACGACCGGCGGCUCUUCGGGCUCGUGACCAUGCAGACGAGCGACGACGGGAGCCUGGCGCACGAGGACGAGGGCGCCUUGCGGACUUCCUGCCACGUGUUCAUGGUGGAUCCAGACCUGUUCAAUCACAGGAUCCACCAGGGCAUCGCUCGGCGGUUUGGGCUGGAGUGCACGGCCGACCCCGACACCGGCGGCUGCCUCGAGUUCCCCGCAUCCUGCCUGCCGGCCCUCCAGUUCAUCUCCGUCCUGUACAGAGACAUGGGCGAGCUGAUCGAGGGCGUGCGGGCCCGGGCCUUUGCCGACGGGGACGCGGACGCCCACCAGAACGCCAGCACCAGCAGCAACAGCGACAGCGGCAUCGGCAACUUCCACCAGGAGGAAAGGAGCAGCCGAGUGCUGGUGGUCGACCUGGGUGCCGGCUCCAGCAGGCACGGCCCCGGCGGCGGCGGCGGCGGCGGCUGGGAGGGCGCGGGCGGGAGGGGCUCCCAGCCCCGGGGCGCCCCCUGGAGCGGGGCCUUCUGCCUCGACCCCGAGGGGGGCCCCCCGUUCGAGGCCGCCCCGCAGGCGGACAGGUGCCGGGACUUCGGUAAGCACCUAGGGCCCGCUGCUCACGUGGAGCUGCCCCCGGCCUCCUCGCGGAGCUCGGUCCCCCCUUCCAAGAGGGGCGCCGCGGGCCAUGGCCAGCGGUGGCUUCCGGUCCACGUCCUGCAGGAGUGGCCGUGCGGACACGCCAGUGACCAGGAGUCGUACACGGACUCCACCGACGGGCGGUCCAGUGUGAACUGCGGCACGCUGCCCCCGCCCAUGAGCAAGAUUCCCGCAGACCGCUACCGGGUGGAGGGCAGCUUGGCACAGGCCCCGCUGAGCACCCAGAAGAGGGACUGGUCCAGGAAGGCUUUUGGGGUGCAGAACCUUUUCGGGCCCCAUCGACAAGUUAGAAAGACUAAGGAGGACAAAAAGGGCUCAAAGUUUGGGCGGGGAGUUGGACUCACUCAGACUUCUCAGCGCACUUCUGCUCGGAGAUCAUUUGGAAGAUCCAAGAGAUUUAGUAUCACUCGCUCCCUUGAUGAUCUUGAGUCUGCAACUGUAUCUGAUGGUGAGCUGGCCGGCGCUGACCUGAAGGACCGCGCGAGCGACCACAGCCUCAGCAGCAAUGCCAGCCUCCCCAGCGUCCAGAGCUGCAGGCGCCUGCGCGAGAGGAGGGCCGCCAGCUGGGCCGUGUCGUUCGAGCGCCUUCUGCAGGACCCUCUUGGCGUCCGCUACUUCUCUGAUUUCCUAAGGAAGGAAUUCAGUGAAGAAAACAUUUUAUUCUGGCAGGCCUGUGAAUAUUUUAACCAUGUUCCUGCACACGACAAGAAGGAGCUCUCCUACAGGGCCCGCGAGAUCUUCAGCAAGUUCCUGUGCAGCAAAGCCACCACCCCCGUCAACAUCGACAGCCAGGCCCAGCUGGCGGAUGACAUUCUCAGUGCUCCGCACCCCGACAUGUUCAAGGAGCAGCAGCUCCAGGUAACUGUGCCUCGGUUCCCCGCAGGGACUCCUCGCCAGGGUCCUCUCCGCGGGACCGCGUGCCCACAAGCGGUUCAAGUAAUGUUACGCUAUUUUAACGUCUCUGUUUGAUGAUAGUUGAGUGGAAAAUCGAGAUCAGGAAGAUCCUUGAAUGAAGAGCUGGGGGAUGAGGACAGUGAAAAGAAACGAAAAGGAACGUUCUUUUCCUGGUCCAGGACCAGGAGCACCGGGCGGUCGCAGAAGAAGAAGGAGCACGGCGACCACGCAAACGAACCCCUGCACGCCAACGGAGGCCUGGGUCGCCGCGAGUCACAGGGCUCCGUGUCCUCCGCGGGGAGCCUGGACCUGUCAGAGGCCUGCAGGACCUCGGUGCCAGAGCGGGACAAGGCGGCCAGGCACUGCAGCGUCCAGCUCCCCGACGGGACGUCCUGCGUGGUGGCGGUCCAGGUGGGGCUGUCCAUCAAGGAGGUCCUGGCUGGGCUCUGUGAGCGACACAGCCUCAACGGGGCGGCGGUGGACCUCUUCCUGGUGGGCGGGGACAAGCCUCUGGUGCUGCACCAAGACAGUAGCAUCCUGGAGUCUCGGGACCUGCGGCUGGAAAAGCGGACUUUGUUUCGGCGUUCCCCGAAGGCCAGCCACUGCUCAGAACCCGUGUUACCCACGUCGGCAGUGUGUGGCCGGCCCCAGAGUGGAGAGAAGGAGCCCCUGGACCUCGGCGCCCCCAUAUCCAGUCUGGACGGGCAACGGGUCAUCUUGGAGGAGAGGGAGCCCUCCAGAGGAAAAGGUGAGCGAGAUAAACAGAAAAGUGCACCAGUCAAACAGAAUAUAGCUGUAAAUUCCAGUUCCAGAAAUCACUCGGCUACGGGAGAGGAGAGAACACUAGGCAAGUCUAAUUCUAUUAAAAUAAAAGGAGAAAAUGGAAAAAAUGCUAGGGAUCCCCGGCUUUCAAAGAGAGAAGAAUCUAUUGCAAAGAUUGGGAAAAAAAAAUAUCAGAAAAUUAAUUUGGACGAAGCAGAGGAGUUUUUUGAGCUCAUUUCCAAAGCUCAGAGCAACAGAGCAGACGACCAGCGCGGGCUGCUAAGGAAGGAGGACCUGGUUCUUCCCGAGUUCCUGCGUCUGCCCCCCGGCCCCUUGGAGCUGGCCCUCCCCCCGCCCGCCGCGGCUAAGGGCCUCGGCAAGAGAAGCUUCACCAGCAACGGCAAGGAAAAGGCUCCCCGGGCCCAGGAGCCGCGGGGGCCCGUCCGAGACUGCCACGAGAGCCCGGGGACGAGCCCCAGCUCGGCCGACAGCCCACCUUUCAGUGCCCCCCAGACCCCCACGCCCCACGCCCAGGAAGCCGAGGCCGGGGGCGUCCAGACCAUGGAGGGCGAGCAUGUGGCCGACCUGACGCUCACGGGGGAGGGGGACAUCAGCAGCCCCAACAGCACUUUAUUGCCGCCAACCCCCACCCCGCAGGACUCGGCCGGACCUCCGAGACCAGGAGGCGGAGCGAGAGGCAGCCAGGGCCUCCCAGUCAAAACCAUCAUCGACGUGGACCGCGUUGCUGGCUUGGCACCUGGGCCAGGCAGCAGCAUCCCCAGGGUGCGGACGGGCCCCCAGAGGUCACGGGCCAGUGGGCCCCUGACCUCGGACCUCCGUAGCCUGAGCCCCGUCCCAGGUGGGCCUGCCAAGCCCAAGGCCGGCCCACACCACGCGACCUUCGUCUGA